CCAUUUAUGUUUAUAUAAUAGACUAAGUAUUACUCAUUACAAGUACAAUAAAUAUUUGUUGAUCCGGUUGAUGUAACCGUAAGCCUUGUUCUCAGUCCAGUGAACGUAUACAUUUUACUGAUAAUCUAGAAGUAUUAAUUCCUAUACACCAAAAGAUCUGCGUAUCAUCCCCCUCUUGGAAUACACAUUCACUUGCACAUAUCCCCGGCCUGCUCCUCGCAACAGAGCUUGCUUUGGGGAGGAAAUUUCAGGAUCACCUCCAGAAGAAAACACCGACAGCGCUCCUAGAGCCAUCGUGGUGCCCACCAGCAACUUACGGGCUCCAAGUGAAAAAAGAGCGCGGGUUGUUGGGGGGGGGGGGCGGGGGCGGGGAGCGGGAAACUCCAUCACAGACGCAAGUGAAAACUCCUGCGGCUUCUAGAUUCCAUCCGAGAAGGAAAGAUGAAAAUCAAGGUUAGGAAGUAGUGGCAGGGCGGUGUCCCCUGCCUUGCUUUAAUUCACGCGGCUCUCGUAACAAGCCACAGAUCUGCAUCACUCAAGCGGGCUUCCCAGUCCUCAUCUCCCCUCUGGAGUCACCCGGAGAAGGGUCUUCUCCGACCGCAGAGUGGUAAUUAGGGAAGAUCGCAGCGGGAGAAACUCCGCCAGGGUAGAAAGGAGCCUGGGGGCGACGGUCCGCCUAAUCGUUCCAGGAAGCCCCUCCGCGUGCCGGUGGGCGGGCGCCCAGGCCCGAGGAUGCGGGGCAAGGAGGCGGGUACUGGUGAUUCUCCUGGCAGCCCCCGCCCGCCCCGCCAGGGGGAGCGUCUGCGCCCGACGGCGGCUGCGGGGCCUGGGCUGGCGGCGCAGGGCGUUGGCUCGGUUUGGCGGCUGCCCUCCCGCGUCCCCACCCCCUCCCCGCCCGCCCCCGGCGCGGCCCUGCCCGCCCCCUCCGCCCCCUCCCGCAGCGCCAUGCGCAGACUCAGUUCCUGGAGAAAGAUGGCGACAACCGAGAAGCAGAAACACGACGGGCGGGUGAAGAUCGGCCACUACAUCCUGGGUGACACGCUGGGGGUCGGCACCUUCGGCAAAGUGAAGGUUGGCAAACAUGAAUUGACUGGGCAUAAAGUAGCUGUGAAGAUACUCAAUCGACAGAAGAUUCGGAGCCUUGAUGUGGUAGGAAAAAUCCGCAGAGAAAUUCAGAACCUCAAGCUUUUCAGGCAUCCUCAUAUAAUUAAACUGUACCAGGUCAUCAGUACACCAUCUGAUAUUUUCAUGGUGAUGGAAUAUGUCUCAGGAGGAGAGCUAUUUGAUUAUAUCUGUAAGAAUGGAAGGAAAUCUGAUGUACCUGGAGUAGUAAAAACAGGCUCCACGAAGGAGCUGGAUGAGAAAGAAAGUCGGCGUCUGUUCCAACAGAUCCUUUCUGGUGUGGAUUAUUGUCACAGGCAUAUGGUGGUCCAUAGAGAUUUGAAACCUGAAAAUGUCCUGCUUGAUGCACACAUGAAUGCAAAGAUAGCUGAUUUUGGUCUUUCAAACAUGAUGUCAGAUGGUGAAUUUUUAAGAACAAGUUGUGGCUCACCCAACUAUGCUGCACCAGAAGUAAUUUCAGGAAGAUUGUAUGCAGGCCCAGAGGUAGAUAUAUGGAGCAGUGGGGUUAUUCUCUAUGCUUUAUUAUGUGGAACCCUUCCAUUUGAUGAUGACCAUGUGCCAACUCUUUUUAAGAAGAUAUGUGAUGGGAUCUUCUAUACCCCUCAAUAUUUAAAUCCUUCUGUGAUUAGCCUUUUGAAACAUAUGCUGCAGGUGGAUCCCAUGAAGAGGGCCACAAUCAAAGAUAUCAGGGAACAUGAAUGGUUUAAACAGGACCUUCCAAAGUAUCUCUUUCCUGAGGAUCCAUCAUAUAGUUCAACCAUGAUUGACGAUGAAGCCUUAAAAGAAGUAUGUGAAAAGUUUGAGUGCUCAGAAGAGGAAGUUCUCAGCUGUCUUUAUAACAGAAAUCACCAGGAUCCUUUGGCAGUUGCCUACCAUCUCAUAAUAGAUAAUAGGAGAAUAAUGAAUGAAGCCAAAGAUUUCUAUUUGGCGACAAGCCCACCUGAUUCUUUUCUUGAUGAUCAUCACCUGACUCGGCCCCAUCCUGAAAGAGUACCAUUCUUGGUUGCUGAAACACCAAGGGCACGCCAUACCCUUGAUGAAUUAAAUCCACAGAAAUCCAAACACCAAGGUGUAAGGAAAGCAAAAUGGCAUUUAGGAAUUAGAAGUCAAAGUCGACCAAAUGAUAUUAUGGCAGAAGUAUGUAGAGCAAUUAAACAAUUGGAUUAUGAAUGGAAGGUUGUAAACCCAUAUUAUUUGCGUGUACGAAGGAAGAAUCCUGUGACAAGCACUUACUCCAAAAUGAGUCUACAGUUAUACCAAGUGGAUAGUAGAACUUAUCUACUGGAUUUCCGUAGUAUUGAUGAUGAAAUUACAGAAGCCAAAUCAGGGACUGCUACUCCACAGAGAUCGGGAUCAGUUAGCAACUAUCGAUCUUGCCAAAGGAGUGAUUCAGAUGCUGAGGCUCAAGGAAAAUCCUCAGAAGUUUCUCUUACCUCAUCUGUGACCUCACUUGACUCUUCUCCUGUUGACCUAACUCCAAGACCUGGAAGUCACACAAUAGAAUUUUUUGAGAUGUGUGCAAAUCUAAUUAAAAUUCUUGCACAAUAAACAGAAAACUUUGCUUAUUUCUUUUGCAGCAAUAAGCAUGCAUAAUAAGUCACAGCCAAAUGCUUCCAUUUGUAAUCGAGUUAUACAUAAUUAUAACGGAGGGCUGGAGUUUUGGAAUGCAAUUUGCACAGGGAUUGGAACAUGAUUUAUAGUUAAAAGCCUAAUAUGCAGAAAUGAAUUAAGAUCAUUUUGUUGUUCAUUGUGCAGUAUGUAUAUAGCAUAAUAUACACAGUGAAUUAUAGGUCUCUCAGGCUUACUUGAUUUUUGGCUAUUUUAUAUUUAGUGUACACAGGGCUUUGAAAAUAUUAAUUUACAUAAAGGCCUUCAUAUAUUAUUACGUGUUAUAUAUUUGCUUCAUAAAUUUAUUCAAUAAAUAUUUGCCUAGAAUUCUCAAGACCUUUAUAGGUGAUUUUGUUUUCUGGGCUCCUUAACUUCUUAAAUAGCUAGUAUCUUCCAGCAGUAUUAACAGUCUGGAUAACUUCUUCCAUAUCCCUCCCUCUUUGUUUUUUUGAGAGUCUCACUCUGUCACCCAGGCUGGAGUGCAAUGGCAUGGUCUCGGCUCACUGCAACCUCCGCCUCCCAGGUUCAAGUGAUUCUCCCACCUCAGCUUCCUGAGUAGCUGGAACUACAGGUGUGUGCCACCACACCCGGCUAAUUUUUCGUAUUUUUAGUAGAGACGGGGUUUCACUAUGUUGGCCAGGCUGGUCUUGAACUCCUGACCGCGUGAUCCAUCACCUCAGCUUCCCAAAGUGGUGGGAUUACAGGCGUGAGCCACCGCACCCGGCCUCCAUAUCCCCCUUUUAAAAUUCUGUAGUGUAUGGUAAGUCAUAUCAGAUAUCAGACCUAAUUUAAAUUUCAUUUUAGCUUUACAAGUCCAAAAACACAGAAUUUAUAUAUUCAGAUACUCUAGCACUAAUUUUAAUCUUAAAAUAUUCCCACGAUAUUCUGUACGCAAAAUGUUCUUUUUGUUACAAGAGCUGAGUUGCAUAUACUGUAAAUAAAUCAUACUAUUUUUGCCAAUUUCACAAAUUCCUCUGGCUCAUCAUGUCAGUCAUUACUGAGUAUAUGCAAACAUUGCUAGUUAUUUGAUUAUGUAUCUUUUAAAUUGAUUCAGUGCAUAGAAAACUAUCUCUUACAAACUUUAAGUGCUCUGAUAUGACUUCCUUCCCAAAUUUUAUUAUGAACAUUUUUAAAAACAGAAAAAUUGAAAAACUGUUCAGUAAGCACAUGUAUAUCUACCAUUUCGAUUCAGCAGUUGUUAAUGUUUUGUCAUUUGUUUUCUCUAUACCUAUAUAUGUAUAGAUACAGCUAGUUAUGCAUAUAUAUGCAUAUAUGUAUUUGUGUGUGUAUGUAUAUAUGCUUUUUUCCCCGAACCAUUUGGAUGUUACAGACAUACUUAUCACCAUGAAAAUACUUCAAGUAUCUCCUACAGAUAAUGACAUUCUCCUAAAAAUCUGUAAUACUAUUGUAAAAGUAAUAAUUCCCCAAUAUCAUCUAAUCAAGCCAUAUUUAAAUUUCUGAAGUUAACUCCAAAUUUCUUUAUACCUGAUUAUUUCAAACUAGGAUUCAAUUAAAGUUUACAUAUGACACUUGGUUCUAACUCUUUAGUUGGAGAUAUUAUUAUUAUUUUGAUAAAAUGUGGAACAAAUCGAUUCUAUUAAUAAGUGGUCACAUUUGUUUUGGGCUUAAAUUACUUUUUAAAGAUACUGGAUUUUCCUAAGAUUUCUGAUUUACAUUGAUAUUUUCUUUUUGUCAUUCUUAACUGCAUCACACAAUAGAUGUAAAUGAAGAUUUAGUCACCUCAGAUAAAAUUGGUAUCGUGUAUGAUAAUAUUGUAUCAUUGAUAUUUGCCUUAUGUUAACUUUAAGAAAUUGAUUUUUUUGUAUUAAUCCUUUUCCCAUUGCAACAGAGCUAUAUUUUUUCUAUUUUAAGAAUCAUGUUUUAGGAUUAUUUUUGGCAAAUACAGUGAGCACUUACGUAACCAGAUGAUAAUGAACUCAAAUGUCAUGAUAGCUUGCAUAAAUGGUGACUCUAGUAGAUUUGACUCAAGCACUUCUAGAAUGAUGCACUGAAUUCAAAAGAAAAGUCUUGCUGCUUUUUGUCCAGGGCUUGUUCUAUUCAACUUCUAAUUUGAAAGCUGUACAAAGUAAUAGAAGUUCCAUUUAAAUAUGAGUUCAAAACUGUAUUUACUUGUUAUGUGGCCCUUUCUUUAGGGGAUUCUAAUUUUACUUAGGGUCUCUAAAUGCAGCAUAAUGUUCCUGAUGUUAACAGAAGACUGUAUUUUUAAAGUUACAAAUUUGUAUAUAGAAUUAAGUAAUGGCGCUAUAUAAGCUGUUGUGGGGAGGGGGGAAGAAAAGGAGGAACCAAUUAAAUAGGACCUUCUAAAAAUUGUUAAUUUUGUAAACUUUGCUUCUCUUAUAAGUUAUUGUGAUUCAUUUUAGUUACUGCAUUUUAUUUUGAAAAUAUUUAAAUAUUGCACUUCUAUAAAUAGUAUGAUAAAUGCACAGACAAUUGCAGUAAAUUCUUUUUUAAGCUAGGAUAUUUGAAAUGACCACCUUUGGUUAAGUGUGUCAAGGUUGCAACAGAAUUUUCACAAUAUUUUUGUUGUUUGCAAAUUGUUACUAAUAUUGAAGAGGUAAGGGAGGCAAUGCAAAUGAUUUUUAAUCUUUUUUUAUUAUCUUUUCAGCAAUUUAUAUUUUUUGUGACUUUAUGCAACCAUAUUUUUACUUUGUCUUGACAACUGAAAGAUGUAUAAGGUUUUUUGCCAGAAAUGUACUGUAUACAUAGUUUUAAAUAUAACAGAUUUUACUGAUAUGUAAAAAUUUUGCCAUUAAAAUAAAUGAUUUCUCACUGAGAGGAACUUUUCUACCAGGUUGGGGCAUAUGGGAGCUUAAUAUAUCAUAUCUAAUUUAAAAUAAUUUCACUGAAAUAAACUCCAUUGCUUUUACCUAA
Messenger RNA from Pongo pygmaeus (Bornean orangutan), 5622 nucleotides. It is a transcript of the gene PRKAA1, whose product is annotated as protein kinase AMP-activated catalytic subunit alpha 1. The record is from RefSeq and is a predicted model, not a curated record. Gene Ontology annotation, molecular function: ATP binding; AMP-activated protein kinase activity. Gene Ontology annotation, biological process: intracellular signal transduction; protein phosphorylation. NCBI's taxonomy places the organism in Eukaryota, Metazoa, Chordata, Mammalia, Primates, Hominidae. The coding region runs from base 733 to 2670 and encodes 645 amino acids. The transcript is spliced from 10 exons. Gene Ontology annotation, cellular component: cytoplasm.